Molecule: messenger RNA, 417 nt
Organism: Penicillium canariense
Lineage: Eukaryota; Fungi; Ascomycota; Eurotiomycetes; Eurotiales; Aspergillaceae
Exons: 3
Coding region: 1-417 (138 amino acids)
Source: RefSeq, a predicted model, not a curated record
AUGUCCCAGCUUCCCGAUUUAGAGAGCUAUGGAAUUGUGAUCACUACAAUCAAGGCCCUGGGGCACUCGAAAGAGACGGUGACUAUAGAUGGAGGCAAAGCCUUCUAUGAAGCCAUCAAGCUAUCCGGAGAGCUAGAGUUGACAACGGGCCACUUGGUUCUGCAACCCAUGCCCGCCACAGUGUUCGGUCACUCGCCACAGAGUGAGGCACAUGCUAAUGAAAUCAACAACAUAAACACUGCUCUCCGCAACUACAGCAAAUCCUACCUGAAGUACUGGGAUCAGACUGCCAAGUUAUCCGAAAUCGGGAGACUCGCGGAUGCUAUACUUAUGCCCGUAUCCCCGACACCUGCUCCUGCACCAGAGAAAGUGCAAUAUUUUGGUGAGAAGAAAGAUUUUGGGUAUACAUACCGCUGA